Mytilus californianus (California mussel) is the source of this 687-nucleotide messenger RNA. Its product is annotated as perlucin-like protein. The coding region runs from base 91 to 609 and encodes 172 amino acids. Lineage: Eukaryota; Metazoa; Mollusca; Bivalvia; Mytilida; Mytilidae. The record is from RefSeq and is a predicted model, not a curated record. The transcript has 6 exons.
GACAUUGUAGGACCCAAAAUUCACUAUAAUACUUUUUCAUCGAGCUUUUCAUUGUAAUUGCACAUUGUAAUUUAAACUAAAGGAUAUAAAAUGGCUGCAUAUACUGUGUUGGUAAUACUUGCCUUAAUGAUAGUUGAAGUUUGUUGUUUGCCGUGUCUGUCAGACAAAUCUAAGAAGAUAUUUGAGAAAACAAAGAAGACAUUGGAUGGUCUGGAAAAGGAACUAGAGAAGAAAGAAUGGAAAACGUACAAAAAUCAUUGUUAUUAUCUUGGAGGAGAUCCUGAAACUUGGUUCACCGCAGAGAAAAAAUGUCGUCAAAUAGGUGGGUAUCUUGUCAAAAUUGACGACUCAUCAGAAAAUGUAUGGUUAAAAACACAGUUUAGUAAGGGAACCCACUACUGGAUUGGGCUGACCGAUCUUCAGGAGGGACACUUCAGGUGGUCGUAUGACCAAGAAAAGGCAAAAUUUACAGCAUGGCACAGCGGAGAACCAGGCAAUGCUGGUGGUAACGAAGAUUGUGCAGGGCAUCACUAUCACUUAGAUACUUGGUUUGACGCACCAUGUCAUAAAAACUACAACUGGAUAUGUGAAAGAAACUUCUGCAACUAAGUCGACGACUACAGGCGUUGGAGCUUGAUUAAAAUUGAUAUUAACACUUGAAUAAAAUGCAUUUAUUUUAUUAAUUGA